Messenger RNA from Aspergillus nidulans FGSC A4, 1426 nucleotides. RefSeq names its product mitochondrial 37S ribosomal protein uS7m. Gene Ontology annotation, cellular component: mitochondrion. Gene Ontology annotation, biological process: translation. The transcript is spliced from 3 exons. The coding region runs from base 61 to 1176 and encodes 371 amino acids. The record is from RefSeq and is a predicted model, not a curated record. NCBI's taxonomy places the organism in Eukaryota, Fungi, Ascomycota, Eurotiomycetes, Eurotiales, Aspergillaceae.
CUCAUUACUCAACGUUGAUUCAACCACCUUUACAGUUUGGUAUACCAAUUCACAGCCAAAAUGCCGCCCGGGCUCAAUUUGCUUACAACCAGGACGGCCGUCCCUGUCCUCCGCCAGUCGACCACCGCAUUCGCCGCGCAACGUUACGCCGCCCUCAGCCGACCAUGCAACCGGUCCAGCCUACAGUUGUCGGUCGGUGAACAACGGAGAUGGAAUUCAGACAAGAAGAACUUAGAAGAAGCUCAGCGUAAAGCAGUGUCAAUGCCGCACGUUAGCGAAGAGGCGGCGGAGGUCGACAAGAUAAUGAACAAGGAGAAAUGGUGCGAUGGGACCCCAUCAAGUCCGGAGUUAGAGCAGGGAACGCCUGUUUCCGAGAUCCUCUCCCGCGACAAGGAAGCCCAAAAACACGCCCCCAAAGUCUUCCAGGACCAGAUGAAGAAGCCAUCCGGCUCGCGAUCCUUCUCGACAUCUACCGGCCGCAGUCAGCUCGAAGAACGAAAAGGCGCCUCGACUAACUCUACUCCUCCUUCCAUGUCUGAAGCUGACCAGACCGCGCUCCUCGAGAGCAUGAUCACGCAAGUUACCGAGGAAACUCAGGCGCUGAUGCCUGGCCUGAAAUUCCCGGCUCCGGAGUCCAUUCCGCGCACUGAGAACUUCCGUUCCCGGUAUGAGCCGGUCGUGGAGCAGUUCACGAAGAACUUGAUGAGAGAUGGGAAGCUGGCGACUGCUCAGAAGAACAUGAACAUAAUCCUCGACAUCCUCCGCUCCUCUCCACCUCCCCAAAUCAACCCUCGCCGCCCCCUCCUCCCUGGCCCAGCCCCCGCCCAACUCCCACUCAACCCCAUCGCAUACCUGACAUUGAUUGUCGACUCCGUGGCGCCCCUGAUCAAACUGCACCACGCCAAGGGUAUCGCGGGUGGUGGUAACACAAUGCAGAUCCCGCUCGCAUUGGCAGAGAAGCAGCGCCGCCGCGCAGCUAUUGGGUGGAUUAUCGACGCGAGCAAUAAACGGCGUGAUGCGAAAUUGGCACAUCGCGUGGCGAAUGAGCUUAUCGCUGUUGCGGAGGGGCGAAGUGGCGUUUGGGAGAAGAGGGAUGGAGUGCAUAAACUGGGUAUUGCGGCUAGGGUAAAUAUUGGUGCGAAGCCGAAGAAGAUUAAUAAGAAUGGAUGGGUGUGAACUGUGAACUGAUUGCUAUGAGACGGUGUUCCACGAGAGAGCAAGAGUUGAGGGCCAGGCAGGCUAUGGGCUUGACUAACUGGAAGGUAUCGCAUAUUGCCGGGUCCCGAUACCACUCCACUCUUCUCUUCUCUUCUCAGGCUUAUUUGUGUACUUUUAGGAUGGGCAUUUUGUUGCAAUUUUCUUUAUCUAUGGUUAGAAGUAUAGUUGGACUAUUGUAUGUUCUAUUCAAGCAAGUAGAAGAAAAAGA